UUUUUAUUUAAACUCUUCAAUAUAUUAUCUGCAUUUAUUUUUCAUAUUGAAUACUUUCUUUAUAUAUUAAAGAGUAUAUAACAAUUCUCUUUCUUUAUUGAUGCAAAUUAAUUAAUGUGAACGCUUUCUAUUUAUACCUCAAGGAGUCAGUUCUAAGCAACCAGAACUAAUGCUGGUAGCCUACACAGCAAUCUUCUAGAGAACAGAGUCUACACAGCUGUUUAUUUUUUCAUUCCAUUUCGGGAUCUUGAGGCAUUUAGAUCUUAGAUUAACCUAGCUAGAGAGAGACAGAGAGAUACUCCUACAACAUUUCAAUCCAAAAUGGUCAAUGAUAGUUCCAAUCAUCACCACCACCACUCUGCUGAAAUGUCCUUCAGAAUAAAGCAGGAUAGUAGAUUCUUCUCUAGGCUAAUGUCUAAAGAAACCUCUUCAGCUAACUCAUCUUCAAGGGUGUUCUAUUAUGGAGAGAAAUCAGUUGCGGCGGUUCCUUUUCUCUGGGAGGAGCAACCAGGAACACCAAAGCACCCUUUGUCAGAAACCUCUCUGCCUCCUCUAACUCCUCCACCUUCAUAUUAUUCAAAUUCUAAGUCCGGCGUGAAUCGAAGAAACUCAAGAGCGAGUGCUAUUUCAAGCGUUUUGAUGAGAUUUGCAGGGUCAAGGAAGUCUCUUGUGUCGCCAUCGUCGUCGUGGUCGCCGGAUUCUUCAGUUUCGUCUUCAUCGUCUUCAUGGUCGUUGCCGUUUUCAUCAUCACCCUCGUUUUCAGGGUCAAGAUCUCCCUCUUCUUCAGCCCCUUUGAAGCAUAAACGUUCGAAUGGGUUUAGAGGGUGCUAUCCUUUUGGGAACAGUUAGCAGUAUCAUGAAGAAAGUGCAGCUGCAAAAUCUCUGGAAACCAUGGUGUAGGGUAUUCUAAUUAGUUACUUAGUCUAAUUUUUGUUCUGUAUGUUUUUCUACAUCUUGUAGAAGUAUAUCUGUGAAAAUUAGUGGUUAAUUGUGUUUGGAUUUUGGAAACAUAUGUUUGUUCUGUGGGGCAACUAUUCAUUAAUCCUUACUUUGAUUUUCUAUUCUAGUUAACCGGCAUAAGUGCUAAUAAUCUAAGUG
Molecule: messenger RNA, 1098 nt
Organism: Lotus japonicus
Lineage: Eukaryota; Viridiplantae; Streptophyta; Magnoliopsida; Fabales; Fabaceae
Exons: 1
Coding region: 322-849 (175 amino acids)
Source: RefSeq, a predicted model, not a curated record